UUUGCUUGCUGCGAAAUUCGAACCCGUCGUCUGCGUGCGCUGCAGUGCCAGUGUGUUUCCACGAUUAGUAACCACUUUGCUAGGGGUUAAGAUUAAAGCACUUAUAAAGACCUAACAUUUUCUUUAAUAUCGACAAAUAAGUAAUAAGUAGUCAUUAUGUGUUUCCCUAUGGAAUGUUUAUCAAUUGUGCCAUUACUUUGGCUGAUAACGAUGCCCCUCUUUGGGUCAUUUUGUGGGCCGGAGGUUGUGCUUAGAUUGUCCUUGAUGAUGAUGUUACACACACUAAUUGGCGCUGCUUUGCCAGGUGUAUUGGUGUCGCUCAUACCGUUCUUUCAAACAGCACUGUUCUGCAUCAUACUAGCCUUGCCCAUCACUGUAGUACCCUACCUGUUCCUGUGGGUCUACGAUAAGCUAAUCUGGCUGUCAGAGCCAGUCUUCCUGACUAUUGAGGCCGUGGAGUUGGUCCGGGUGUCAGUCAGGACCAGCAGUCGCAUGGCCGAGCAGAUUGAGGAACAGCCACUCCUCAUGAAGUCUUUGAUACUUGGUGCAGCUGGGAUAAGCUACUUACUCUCUGUCAUCAUCGGUUACGCUCUUUUAUCUUCAAGCACACCAGCUGUCAGGUGGAUACUUGCUGCUCUUGUAGUCGUAUCUGUUGUGUUGCUGCUGCUAACAUUAAUGAAAGAAGAGGGCAUCAUAUCAGACUGCGGGAUAGCCACGCUGGCCAUGUUCUCCAUCCUGUGGGCCAUGCAGCAGGAAUCCAACAUGAUGGCUCAUCCCAUGAAGGUGCCCGAGGAGUGGAUCAAUGGCAAUAUUCAUGAGGAAUUUGUGUCUUUCGAACAUCCUACACGGAUUGGCAUCAGUGCCAGCUCUGAUGAGAAGUCAUUUCUGCAGCUGCUACUGUCGAUGGCAACAAUGGGUUUUGCUCGUGUGACCCUGGCCUUUUCAUUCUUGCGUAACCUCUUUUCUGCAUCUUUUCUACUCCUGGUGGCCAUUCGCGUCCUGAGCGUCAUUCACGUUGCCUCCCUGGUCGCCAGACGCAUCACAGAGCAGUCAGAUGACUAUGAUGAUUCCAGUGAUGAGAUGCCCCCUUCUGCCUGGCACUCCCCCUGCAUGGUCAAGCUGGCCCUGAUCUUUGUCUACACCCAGCUUGUGGUCUACAACAUAGAGGUGUCCACCAAGCCCCUCUCCUACACGGCCAGCGGGCCCAUCAUGGAGGUGGCCACCAAGGGCCUGGUGCAGAAGGUAGGCGUGUCCCGGCUGGUCCAGCUCUGCGUCCUGAUUGGUACGUACGUCUACAGGCUCUACCACCCAGACGAGUUUGUCUUUGACUACUGAUGACAGCCAACCUUUAAGCGGGAUUCUGGCAGUGUUGUUAACUCAGCGAUGUCAGUGUCUGUGGAAUAGUGGUUUUUGGACUCCAAUCCGGUUCUGGCUGAGUUCGUCACAGUUCAGAACCUGGUUCCAACCUAGUUCCAGUGAAGAAAUUCCUCAUUAGUUUAAACCCAUGCCCGUACAAAUCACUUGGUUGAAUGCUGGAAUGACAUUCCACAGGUUUGGGGUUCAAAUCCAGUUACAAUGAAAAUUUGUGUAAUGGUUUUAACUCAAAUCAAUACAUAUGGUCGCAUGUUUGGAAAUGAUAUUCCAUAGGUUCUGCUUCCAAAGCCAGUUUCUCUAACAACAGACAAAAACUGUGUAGUUUUUACUCGGUCUGUCAUGCACAACUCAGUUGGUCCAACACUGAAAUGGUAAGUGGAAUUCUCAUGGAGUCUCAUUGUGCAAGUCUACCUCGGGCAGCAUCUCUUUCUGGUCUUUACUUGCGUAUUCAUUUUACAAUGCCUACUGCCAGAAUUUUUUGAGUUUACACUCAACCUUGAGAUGAUGUGCUUGGUAGAUAACUCUACUGAUAAUCAGCAUUAGUAACAUUGUCAAACUUUAAGUGACCGGGUCUGUUGAUUGGCAGAGGGCUUGAACAUUUUUACCACAAGCCUACGCUGUGUGACCCUUUUUUCUUAUAGACAUUUUCUGCUGUGGCAGCGUUGAGCUCCAUCACUGUCUGGGUUGACUGUUUUAAGUGGUCACCCAGGGCUCACACAAAGUCUGUAGUUAAACGGAAGUUGGUCAAGCAUGCUCCAGAACCUAUGUGCGCAUCCUUUCAACGCAAGCAGUGUGUCAGCCCAGUAGGGUGGUGUUGCCAUAUAGAAACUUUAAGCACCCUCCCUUCACUGACGGGCACCACCUGGUGGAGACACAAGUUCUUUGGCCUAGUGUGCUAGUUACGAAUAGCAACAAGGGUACCAGGGGCGGAUCCAAGGGGGCGCAGCCUUACCCUCUUUUCACCGAACAAUAAAGAAGUGAAGAAAAGGAGGAAGAGGGGAAGAAAAUAGAGGGAGGAACUCAGCCUCAUAAAUGUGACAAAAAUGUGACAAAAAAAACAAAGAAACAGUUCUGUUUCCAGUUACCCAAGCUCCCUGAUUUUACAGCCGUGGCCCUAACAUUUGAGUUUGUGCCCUCCCCUUUGGCAAAUCCUGGAGCCGCCCCCAGGGUGCCCUCACUGUGACAUCGUGGUGGGCCACAAAAACUGCCCAACCAUGCAUGUUUGCAUUACAACUGAAUGCACACAGUUCGUGCGAACAAAAUGUGAAAAAUAGUUUUCCCAAAUGCAUUGUUGUUUGGCUUUAAAUUCAUUCAUUUUUUUAUCAAUUUCCCCCCAAAGCUUUCUGACAUUGUGAUACAUAAUGGCUGCCUGUGGUAAAGGAAACUUACCCCUUGAAUAACCAUUCUUGUUCAGGUUUAUGCCAUGUUCUAGGUAUCACCACGGUCAUUCAUUGUGUACUCUUUGUCCGUGCUCAUGGUUUCCUGUCAUAUCUUAAACGGUGUCCAUACAGUUCACAGAGGAUAUUUUCAUUUAUUUAUUUUUUUUUUUUUACACCUCUGAUUGACAAACAGUAAGCUGUUUUGAUGAUAAGUCAUUUGUGGUUGCUCGUCUAGUUACUUCUACAACUAUUUCUUGACUAGUAAAGUGGCAUUUCAACCAUGAAAUAGAUAAAUACCAAAAAAGGAACUUGUGUUUUAUAGCUUUCAAUUAAAUCACUGCUUGUAGAGUGCCUAACAAACAUUUACCUUAAUUACGUUCUUUUAUCCAAUAAAACAAUUCACAGGCCUAAGUUGAUACAUGUAAGUACAUGUGAUGAACAUUUCGUCCAGGCACAACUUUGAAUUUUACUAUUCCUUGGAUCACUUUAAAGAGGCACAAAUUUAUGUUUGACAUCUAAUGUUGGUGAAACAUUGUCUGACAUUUGUUCGUGAGACGACGCUGGUGUUUUUUGUCUAAAUCACACAUUUGGAUCUGUACAUUGAGGGUUUCGAUGGAGUGAGAGCUCAAGUCAGGUUGGGGUUAAACAUCUUGUUUCAUUUUGCUUGGGACUCAGGUAAAUAUCCAUUACACCUUGAACUUCUUUGCCCCAUGAUUGAUCUGUACCCACCCAUAACACUUGUCAAGUUGUAACAAGUAGUUGCACAAAACACAGGGUAUUGUGGCUUGGAGCCCAACACAAGUGGGUCUGUGCACUAUUUCACCCUUGAAGUCACAAAGUAUACAUUGCUUUCAAACGAUGAAUGGUGUUUCUUGUUCAUCAAAAAGUAACACUUGGGCUGUGACUGGAAAAAAUCUCCUUGAAGCAGUUUAUCCCUUGGGAGGAGGACCUCUCAUCACUGCCCAUCCAUCAUUUGGAGCUCAUCAUGGCUUUUGGUUCGUACUUUGUGCAGAUGCACCUGUGAAUACAAAUUUGUGAUGUCACUAUAAAUAUUCAUGCCAAACAUAAUUCAACCUUGUUGAAUUUCCUAGCAUUUGUUUUAUGAUUUCAGAUUUACAGUCACAUUCAAAUUCAUCUUAUGAAUAGUUCAGAAGGACCAUAGUUAGUAACUCUGUCACCACCAAAGACUUUGCAAAGAUUGGUUGUUGAUUUUAUGAUUUUGUUGAAUUCUACAAGUUUGGUUUCACUAAUCAAAUAUUUGUAACCUAUGUUGCAUGUUUAUUGCACAUUUGUAAAUAUUUGAAAAUCUAUUUUCCAAAAGUGCAGCAGCAUUUAUAAUGGUUAUCUCAGAGUGGAAGAAAGUUGAUAGAAUUAUUUAAAUUACGCAUCAGUAUAAUCAACUCAUUGAGGGAUACGCCCUCCAAUUUGGUCCUUGUUAUAAUGGUAUGUUAUUUUUGAAGAGUUUAAUCAUUAUUAAUUAAAGUAUAUUUUGGAAUUAA
This is a messenger RNA of Acanthaster planci (crown-of-thorns starfish), 4252 nucleotides long. RefSeq lists its product as uncharacterized. The record is from RefSeq and is a predicted model, not a curated record. NCBI's taxonomy places the organism in Eukaryota, Metazoa, Echinodermata, Asteroidea, Valvatida, Acanthasteridae.